CGAAUUUCACAAUAAUUUUUAAACUUCCCUUUUUAUUUUCAAGGUGUAAAAAUAAUGGCAUCAUUUGUGGUAUUUUGUUUAAUCUCUGUGAUAUCAAUUAAUUAUGCUAGUGCAUUGACAGCUGACGAAAUAUCUUUUUUCAAAUCACGUACUCACGAAGAAGGUAAUAGUGGGCUUCAGGGAACAGUGUCGGUUGAAACAUUUUCCGAGACCCUCGUCCUUAAAAGCAAUGGUAUUCCGGAUCAUGACACUGGUUUAUUUGAUGGAAAUCCUAAUUCUAUCGACGCCCAGACAUAUGAGUUUACAGUAAAGAAAGAUCCAACUCAUGCCACAAGCUCAAGUUGUACGCCGAUGGGACCAAUUGGAAUGGCUGUUAAUGGAGUCGCUAUAUUCAAUCCAUACACUUCUGAAUGCUGUGAUGCAGGAAUGGAAGAAUUUGACCUGCUUGAUCAGUGCCACGGACAUCCUUCACCAAGAAAUGCUUAUCACUAUCACAUUGCACCAAUAUGCUUAGGAAACAUUUGUGCGAAUCCAUCACAAAUUUUAGGUGUGGCUUUUGACGGUUUUCCCAUAUAUGGGCCUUUCGACGAAGAUGGCAAUUUUUUGACAAGGGCUGAACUGGACGAAUGUGGCGGAAUGGAGACACGCAAUGGAGAAUACAGAUAUCAUGUUACUGACGAAUUUCCAUACAUUAUCGGAUGUUUCAAAGGAGAUGUGAUUGAUGAAAACGUACUAAGACGAAUGCAAGGAGUUUGUACUUGUACUGAAGUGAAGGAACCAUGUACACAAUUUGGCGACAGGAAGAAAAGGCAAAUACAGAAGAGAGCCGUGGAUUCUGCCUUG
Molecule: messenger RNA, 843 nt
Organism: Styela clava
Lineage: Eukaryota; Metazoa; Chordata; Ascidiacea; Stolidobranchia; Styelidae
Source: RefSeq, a predicted model, not a curated record